This is a messenger RNA of Pogoniulus pusillus (Red-fronted tinkerbird), 4047 nucleotides long. It is a transcript of the gene USP36, whose product is annotated as ubiquitin specific peptidase 36. Gene Ontology annotation, cellular component: nucleus; cytosol. Gene Ontology annotation, molecular function: cysteine-type deubiquitinase activity. The transcript has 20 exons. Gene Ontology annotation, biological process: protein deubiquitination; regulation of apoptotic process. Bases 104 to 3340 code for a protein of 1078 amino acids. The record is from RefSeq and is a predicted model, not a curated record. NCBI's taxonomy places the organism in Eukaryota, Metazoa, Chordata, Aves, Piciformes, Lybiidae.
CCGGGCCGGGCGCGCUGCGGGGUUUGCCCUGCGCACCGCUCUCCCCUGUGCUGUACGCAGAAUCGCCUGUGGAAAAGCGCCGCCGGGGCCGCCGACCGCCGCCAUGCCGAUCGUAGAGAAGCUGAGGGAGGCGCUGAAGCCGGGGCGGCCGGAGGCGGGCGAGGCUGGGGAGCUGGGCCGGUUGCUGGCCGCCUCCGCCAAGAAGGUGCUGCUGCAGAAGAUCGAGUUCGAGCCCGCCAGCCGCGGCCUCUCCUGCGAGCUCCAGCAGCUCCGCGGCAAGUAUGUGCUGCUUAACCCCCGAUCCGAGGCUGCCAGCCACCACCGUGGUCCUGAGGAGGAGACACCUGGCGGUGACCAUACAGUGAGAGAAAGGGGGGACGGGGUCCCUGCACCCCAGAAGGUGCUUUUCCCCGUGGAGCGCCUCUCCAUGAAGUGGGAGCGGAUCUACCGGGUCGGUGCUGGGCUGCACAACCUCGGGAACACCUGCUUCCUCAACUCCACCGUGCAGUGCCUCACCUACACACCACCGCUUGCCAACUACCUGCUGUCCAAGGAGCACAGCCGCAGCUGUCACCACGGAGGCUUUUGCAUGAUGUGUAUUAUGCAGAACCACACGAUCCAGGCUUUUGCCAACAGCGGAAAUGCGAUAAAGCCAUUGUCCUUCAUCCGAGACCUCAAGAAGAUUGCCCACAACAUCCACUUUGGGAGGCAGGAGGAUGCUCACGAGUUCCUGCGUUACACCAUCGAUGCCAUGCAGAAGGCCUGCUUGAAUGGCUGUACCAGGUUGGAUCGGCAGACCCAGGCCACGACACUGGUUCACCAGAUCUUUGGAGGUUACCUGCGGUCCCGUGUGAAGUGUUCAGUAUGCAAGAACGUCUCGGACACCUACGACCCUUACCUGGACCUGGCACUGGAGAUUGGGCAAGCUGCAAACAUCGUGCGGGCGCUGGAGCUGUUUGUGAGGCCAGACCUGCUGGGUGGGGAGAACGCCUACAUGUGUGCCAAAUGCAAAAAGAAAGUGCCAGCCAGCAAACGCUUCACCAUCCACCGAGCCUCCAACGUCCUCACCCUGUCGCUGAAGCGCUUUGCUGACUUUGGGAGACGUAAAAUCACAAAGGACGUGGGGUACCCUGAGCUACUGAACAUCCGCCCUUACAUGUCUCAGAAGAACGGGGAUCCCAUCAUGUACGCACUCUACGCGGUGCUGGUGCACUCUGGCUUCAGCUGCCAUGCAGGCCACUACUACUGCUAUGUAAAGGCCAGCAAUGGGCAGUGGUAUCAAAUGAAUGAUGACUUGGUCCGUUCCAGCAACAUCAAAGUGGUCCUCAACCAGCAGGCCUAUGUGCUGUUCUACCUGAGAAUCCCCAGCCCCAGGAAGAGCUCAGAGGGGAUCACUGCUAAAGCUGCCUCCAGCCUGCCUGGCCGCACUGGCAGCUUCUCCAGUGAGGUCAAGAAAACUGUGACCAAUGGGCCACUGUCUUCACCUCUGAUGGGCCGGAGACCAGACACAGUGCCAGGGAAGAAGCUGCCAGGGCCAGAGGAGAUUGGAGUCCCUGUGGCCCGCAGCACUUCUGGGACAGGGCCGAAGCUGCUGAAUGGAACUGCUCCCCCCAAGCUGCCAGCUGGGUCUCUGUCACCCAAGCUGCCCCUCAAAGCCACCUGUACAGCCACAGCUGUGCCUGAUGAUACAGCCCAGAGGCUCAAGAAGUCGUUCUCCUUCCUGCAGCGGCCUCCCACUCCCAGAGCAGUUCAGGAUUUUUGUGACACAAGCAACUCAACUGGAGUUAAAGCAGAGCUGCCCCGGCAGAGCUCCUGGGAGAGCAAGCAGUCGCCUACCUCAUCCAAGCUGCUGCUGAGCAAUGGGGACAACACUGGGACCCUGGAGAGGGACGCCAGUGGCAGCAGCGCUGCCAGCCCAGCGCACAGCAUGGGGAAGCUGGCCAAGGUGUCCCAAAAGGCCAAGAAUGGAACCGGCAGCUUGUGCAGCUCUCAGGAAACAGACUGUGGCACAGACCUCCCUGCUGGCCCCAGUGAUGAGCUGGCUGCCCCCAAAGACUCCAAGCUGGUGAAACUGAAAACCUCCUUGCUGGCCAGCACUGCUCUGGAGCUGAGCAACACCAUGUCACCACCACCAGCCAAGAAAUUGGUGCUCUCUGCCAAAAAGGGCAGCACCCUGGGGAAGGCGAGCGGAAGUGACCGCCACACACAACUUCACCCACAAUUUGCUGAGCACACCACCCACCCUGUCUCUACUCCCCAGCCUUUCAGCAGGUCGAGGCUGUCCUCGUCUGCCCUCAAACUCCCAAAUCCUGAAAAGCCUGCCUUUAGCUCCAUUCUCAACUCAGACCUUCAGCUUCCAGCCUCCUCCCUGGCCAAUGGUUCUACUGCCCACCCUUCACGUCACCUUCCUUCCUGCAGUAGGGAGAAGGGGUCCAGCCACAUCACCCCUGGUUCCUCUAAAAAGAAGCGGCGAAAACAGCACCAUGGAGCAGAGGGCAGUCCUUGUGCUUCACCUGCAGAGGGCAAGGAUGAAACCCCCAAACCCCCCAGGAAGAAGAAAAAACUCUCUCAGGAGGGCUCUGUGUCCCUCAUGGAGAAGGAGGUGGAAGGCAGGGGUGCCCAGGAGGCACCAAGCUGUGAGGACAUGGAGAGCAGGCCUAAGAAGCACGUGUCAGACCCCAUGAAGCCUGUUUUCCACCUCAAGAAGAAGAAGAAAAAGAGAAGAAUGGAGGAGACAGAAAAAUGCUGCUCUGGGACUCUGUCCUCGGGCAGCUCUAGGGCAGUUGAGCUUGAGUUCUGGAGGACAAAGCAGCGGCAAAGUGUGGAGCCUGGGACUGGGGAGAGUGAGCACCGCAAGCGCAAGCAGAGGGAAAGCCUUGGCAGUGCAGCCUUGGAGCAGAAGGUUGCCAAUGGCAUCUGUGCCUUAGACAGCACCCCAGUGACAGCACACACAUGGGACAGCCAGGAUGGAGAUGGUCACAGGCACUGGCCAGCUACCCAGAGCCCUGAGCCUGGCCGUGGGGCUGGCACAGCAUCCGGGAGUGUGGUGGAGGAGCUGCUAAGGAACUCCUUGGACAAGGCAUAUGGCAAACAAGUUCUGACCUGGGAAGGUGAGAUCUCAGCUGUCAGCCAGGAUGCCAUUCGGGAUGCAACCUGGGCCCGUAGCGAGACUGUCAUCGACGAGUGGGACGAGGAGUUUGACAGAGGGAAGGUAAAGAAGGUGAAACUGAAGCGAGAGCGGAGGAGACAUUUCAAUCCGUUCCAGCAGCUGCAGAGCAAGCGCAACUUCUGGUCCAUGACGCAUCCUGCCAAGGUGGCUGGCCUGAGCCACCGGCUCUGAGGUCGAGAUCUGCCUCCCCAGUCAGCGCAUUGAGCAGUCCCAGGUGAAGGAUGGUUGGGGAAGCAAUGGCUGGGAGGUAGUCAUGGACCUUGCUGUGUAGGGGACAUCAAUUCCACGUGUCUCCAGGGCUCUGGCCCUGAGGAUCAUGCUGUGCUUGGUGUCUCUGUGCCCUCCUUUCUUGGAGCUGCUGUCCUUGAGGGCCCUGGGGUCCUGAUCGGCUGGGACUAUCUUCCUCUGCUUCUCAGCCAACCUGCCUUGUCCAGGAUCCCCUGCCAGCUCCUCUAUACCUCUGCCUAAGGCUGGAGUAGUCCCUUCUCCCACCCAGCCUCGAGUUUAAGGGGGGACUUCUGGAAAGUGCCUGCGGAUCGUCCUUUCUGCUCUGGGUCUAUGUGCAACUCCCUGGCUCCAUACUGGGAGGGGGAUACCAGCCCCCCCUGCAGCACUGGGAACACGGGGGCUGGUGUCCCCAUCUCUUGAGUACGGCUCAGGGCUCUCCUCAUCUCGGACCCCACCUGCACCCUUCCCUGCUGCCUUCCCACCCCCACCAACUGCCCCCGUGCGAGUCGAAGUGACUCCAUUGCCCCCCCUCCGGGUAGGGCCCCGCUCUCGCCCGGCCCGCGCUGGUCGCGGGAGGUGGUGGCGAGUCCCGCAGGGACGGGGCGAUGUCGCCGGCACCGCGAGCAAUAAACUCGUGGUGUUCGAGAUGA